This is a messenger RNA of Papaver somniferum (opium poppy), 2691 nucleotides long. RefSeq names its product glycerophosphodiester phosphodiesterase GDPDL4-like. Gene Ontology annotation, molecular function: glycerophosphodiester phosphodiesterase activity. The coding region runs from base 148 to 2442 and encodes 764 amino acids. NCBI's taxonomy places the organism in Eukaryota, Viridiplantae, Streptophyta, Magnoliopsida, Ranunculales, Papaveraceae. The transcript is spliced from 9 exons. The record is from RefSeq and is a predicted model, not a curated record. Gene Ontology annotation, biological process: lipid metabolic process.
CCCUAAAUGAUUUAAUUUAUUUAGUUUUUAUAUAAAAUCCAUUAAAGCCAACUCAACUCCUCUCUCUCUGUCUCUCAACUCUCAUCUUCUCUCUCCUCCAAAUUCGAGCUGUAAAUCCGACCAGCAGAACUUGAUACUCUGAAGCUUAUGCCGGGAUUAAAUCCGGCAAUGUCGAUCUUUCGCGCGCUUUUCAUCGUCUGUGUUCUUCACUCAGUAGUAACGCUUCAGGUUUCAGCUCAAAGAUCUACUAAAAAAGCUACUUCAUGGCAGACCUUAAGCGGAAAUGAACCUUUAGUUAUCGCUAGAGGUGGAUUUUCAGGUCUGCUCCCCGAUUCCAGCUCAGCUGCGUACAGUAUAGCAAUGAGCACAAGUUCACCCAAUGUUGUUCUUUGGUGUGAUGUACAAUUGACAAAGGAUGCAGUAGGGAUCUGCUUUCCUGACUUAAAGCUAGAUAACUCUUCCAGCAUUGCAGAUUUUUCACCAAAUACGAGCAGCACAUACCUUGUCAAUGGGGUUUCAACAAAAGGAUGGUUUACUGUGGACUAUGACAUGGACUUCCUGCAAAAUAUCUUCUUAACUCAAGGAAUUUAUUCCCGGACAAACAGAUUCGAUGGUAAUAUGUUUGCUAUCCAAGCCGUUGAAGACGUGGUAGCACAAAAUAAACCCUCUGGCGUAUGGCUGAAUAUUCAGCAUAGUUCAUUUUUCACACAACAUAAAUUGAACAUGAGAAGCUAUGUGCUUUCAGUAUCAAAGAGUGUUAUAGUUAACUAUAUCUCAUCACCAGAAGUUGGUUUUCUGAGAAGUAUAGAAGCACGAUUUAGAACAAGCAAGACCAAACUGGUGUUCCGUUUUCUUGGAGCAAGAGAUACUGAGCUUUCAACAAACCAGACUUACGGUUCACUUUUGAAGAAUCUUACUUUUAUCAAGACUUUUGCCUCUGGAAUCCUUGUUCCUAAGAGCUACAUCUGGCCUGUUACUACUGGCCAAUAUCUGUUACCUCAUACAUCUGUUGUUUCGGAUGCUCAUAAGCAAGGACUGGAAGUUUAUGCGUCAGAUUUCGCAAAUGAUGCAUCUUUCAGCUACAACUACAGUUAUAAUCCUUUGACUGAAUAUGUCUCAUUUGUUGACAAUGGCGAAUUUUCUGUUGACGGUGUAUUAUCAGACUUCCCACUAACUGCAUCAGCGGCCAUCGGUUGCUUUUCUCACAUGGACAAUAAAAGCUCUGGAGAAGACACUCCUACAGUUAUAUCACACAACGGAGCUAGUGGAAUGUUCCCUGGUUGUACUGAUCUUGCAUAUAACCAAGCCAUUGCAGAUGGUGCAAAUUUUAUUGACUGCCCUGUUCAAAUGACAAAAGAUGGAGUCCCUGUUUGCUUAACCUCAAUAAAUCUCAUAGAGGGGACAGCAGUUGCUCAAUCAACCUUUGGCUCUCUCUCUGUUAACAUUCCAGAGAUUCAAAAAAAUCCUGGAAUCUUUACCUUCAAUCUAACAUGGGAAGAGAUUCAAACCUUGAAACCGGUAAUAUCGAACCCGUCUUUUGACUACCAGCUUGUCCGGAAUCCAGCAAAUAAAAAUGCAGGAAGUUUCGUCUCAUUGGCUGACUUUUUAACGUUGGCGUUGAGCAAGCCACUUUCUGGUGUCUUAAUCAACAUAGAGAACGCAGCCUAUCUUGCGGAGAAGCAAGGUUUGGGCGUCAUUGAUGCUGUCAUUGAUGUUUUAAACAGAUCUGGUUACAAGAACCAAACAGCCCAGGAAGUUAUUAUCCAGUCAACAAAUAAAGCAGUUCUGACAACGUUUAAAGCGCAAUCAGGGUACAAGCGCAUGUAUAUGGUUGAUGAGGAUAUCAGCUCCAUCGAUGACUCAUCCAUCAAAGACAUAAAGAGCUUUGCUGAUUCUGUUGCUAUCAGCAAAGAAUCCAUCUUUCCUGAUGAGCAGCUCUUCCUCACUGGUUCCACUAAAGUUGUCCCUAGGCUGAAGUCAUUCAACCUCACAGUGUACGCAUAUCUGUUUAGAAACGAGUUUGUGUCUCAGGCAUGGGAUUUCUUCUCCGACCCAAUCGUGGAGAUCAACUCUUAUGUUAUGGGAGCUGAUAUCGAUGGAGUCAUCACUGACUUCCCUGCCACAGCUGCAUCAUACAAAAAGUCCAAGUGUUUAGAGGCCAAAGAAUUGCCACCUUACAUGACCCCUGCUCUACCUGGCGGUCUCUUGCAACUCGUCACCACUCAAUAUCUGCCACCUACUGAGGCCCCAAAUCCGAGCUUUACAGUUGCGGAUGUGUCAGAACCACCGUUCCCUCCUGUUUCGAAGCAAACAGCCAGCGAUGCUAAUUCGACUUCUGCAGGUGGUCCAAGUCCUUCUAAAUCGAAUGCGAAUGUAGGAGAAAUAGCCGGAGUUUUCUUCUCAUCACUUUCGUUGUUCUUCGCAUCCGUUCUGCUAAUAUGAAAACUUGAAUACAAAUAUCUAUUCGUGUAUGUAUGUUUGUGAGCCAAUUAGUUAUCUUUGGGUUUGUAGUUAGUUGGGAGCUUUUUGUAAUCCAUUCUUUUAAUGGUUUGCUGCAACAAAAUUUUUCCUUAUUUAUUUUUGUAGAGUUUUCUCAUUCUUCCACUCUAUUUAGAGAACGUGAAAAUCUUGUAUACAUUUGUUUGUUGUUUGAAUACAUUCUUUAUACUCAAGAUUGUCUUCCUUGUAAAA